AUGUCAUCAACUCAGGUUGAAGUUAUAGAGAACCAUCGUGAAAAUGCUGAAGUAUAUACUGAUCCAUUGAUAUGCAUGCAGAAAUGUCUACAACUGCUAGAUGAAAUCAACUUGCCACGUGGAAUCUUCCCAUUGGAGGACAUCGUGGAGGCUGGUCGAAACCAUGAAACCGGUUUCAUUUGGCUGAAGCAGAAGAAGGAAACUGACCACUAUUUCAAGAAGAUCAAAAGAACGGUGACGUAUGCUGUUGAGGUCACAUCGUUUGUUGAGGACCGUCGACUGAAAAAUAUCACUGGCGUCAAGACUAAGGAGCUCUCUUUCACUGUUAAUGUUUCUGAUAUAUGGAUUAAGGACCCUAAAUCCAAUAAAAUCACAUUUGCCAUACCUAGUGGAAUUAAAAGGACGUUUCCAGUAUCUGCCUUCGAGGAGGAAGAAAUAAAAAAGAGAAAAUAA
Lycium barbarum (goji berry) is the source of this 453-nucleotide messenger RNA. RefSeq lists its product as uncharacterized. The record is from RefSeq and is a predicted model, not a curated record. Bases 1 to 453 code for a protein of 150 amino acids. Lineage: Eukaryota; Viridiplantae; Streptophyta; Magnoliopsida; Solanales; Solanaceae. The transcript has a single exon.